Messenger RNA from Cavenderia fasciculata, 2751 nucleotides. It is a transcript of the gene tom1, whose product is annotated as GAT domain-containing protein. The record is from RefSeq and is a predicted model, not a curated record. Gene Ontology annotation, molecular function: inositol oxygenase activity; phosphatidylinositol binding; ubiquitin binding. Gene Ontology annotation, cellular component: cytoplasm. Lineage: Eukaryota; Evosea; Eumycetozoa; Acytosteliales; Cavenderiaceae. The transcript is spliced from 7 exons. Gene Ontology annotation, biological process: inositol catabolic process. The coding region runs from base 1 to 2751 and encodes 916 amino acids.
AUGAUUCAACAAGAAGAAAACAAAGCUUCAACUAAUAUUAUUUUAACAUCACCAUCAUCAAAUGUGUCUACACCAACUGUUGAUUUGAUAACCUCACCGCCACCUACUAUUUCAUCAUUGUCAUCAGAGUCAUUGUCUUCAAACAACAACAACAACAACAACAACAACAACAACAACAACAACAACAACAACAACAACCUCAACAAUCGACCAGUAACCACCAAAGAUGUAGAUGAAUUUAGAAAUUAUCAAGACGGCACUCUUAUCGAUCAAGUGUCUCGUGCCUAUUUCAACAGUCACACCAAACAAACCUAUGACUAUGCAUCUAAAAUGCUCAGCCGAUUCGAACAAUUGAAUUCAUCUAUUCGUUUGUCAGUGUGGGAUGCUGCCGAGCUACUCAACACCAUUAUUGAUGAAUCCGAUCCCGACUCUAAUAUUCCACAAAUCAACCACCUUUUACAAACGGCAGAAACUAUCAGAAAGGCAUACCCUGAUCCAAAAUAUGAUUGGUUCCAUCUCACUGGUUUUAUACAUGACUUGGGCAAAAUACUACUUUCCAAGCAUUUUAAUGAACCUCAAUGGGCGGUCGUUGGAGACACUUUUCCACUUGGUUGUAAAUUUGAGGAAACCAAUAUAUUUUAUCAAUUUUUCAAGGAUAAUCCAGAUUCUAAUGAUCCAAAAUACAAUAGUGAAUUGGGAAUAUAUCAACGAAAUUGUGGAUUGGAUAAUGUGGUAAUGUCAUGGGGGCAUGAUGAAUAUCAUUCAUUCUAUCCAUGGCACAAACAAGGUGGUUACAAACAUUUAACAAAUGAAAAGGAUGAACAAAUGUUAAAAUGGGUAAAAGAGUUUAAUUUGUUUGAUCUUUAUUCCAAAGACUCUGAACCAGUCAACGUUGAAUCACUUAAACCAUACUAUCAGUCAUUAAUCGAUAAAUAUUUCCCAAUCAACACUUUAAAUUGUGCUAGAGGUGUAGUCAAAGCAGUGUUGAAAAGAUUCAAGGAGAAAUCAAGAGUUAUUCUUUUAGCUUUAGAGCUAUCAGAAUGUUUAGUUCAAAACUCUGAAUGUACUCAUAUUUAUUUUGGGGAAAGAACAUUUACAACCGAAAUGGCAAGAUUGAUUAUGAGUAAAAAGACAAAAGAAAAUGUUAAAGAUAAAGCUUUAGAGUUGGUAGAGGCAUGGGGUCAAGGAUUUCAAUAUAGAUCAGAUAUACCAGGUUUUUACGAAUCCUAUUCUUUUAUCAAGAGAUCAGGAUACAAAUUCCCUCCUGUUAAACAUAAUUUAGAUUUUAAUAGAAGAAAUAACUCUGCUGCCACCACUACCACCAGACCACAAUCACAACAGCUACCACAACCAACUAGAAGUCAUGGUGGUGGUUUUUCAUCAACUACCAGAGCUCCAGUAUCUGGUCACCAUGCUCCAACCACCUCUGCCCCACCACCAACCAGUGGCAAUGUAAGCAAUCAAGAAAUAUCAUCCAUCAAAGGAAGUUUAUCAGUCUUUGAAGAGAUGCUUUCAUUUUUCAAUGUAGAAGAGGAAGACCCAUCUGAAAAUGCCCUACUACAAGAGUUGUUGGCAAUGACAAAGGAAAACCAAAAAAAGGUCAAAGAGUUGAUUGAGAAUGGAUCGACCCCAGAAAAAGAUUUGGUGGCCUAUUUGGCUUUAAAUGAUUCUUUGCUCAGAGCCGCCGGUGAAUACGAUGAUCGAGUAUCAAGAAGAAGAAAAUUCGUAGAGAAUGGAUACAAACCAAUAGCAUUGCCACCAAAGCAAUCAAGUAUAUUAAAUGAUCUACAAGAUUUGGAUUUCACUGUACAAACUAUUCAACCAAGAAAUCAAAAUCAACAACAACAACAACAAUACAUGCUAAAUCAACAACAGGUUCCAACAGGUAAUCUACAACUUCAACCAUAUCAACCACAACCUCAACAACAACAACAGCAACCUUUACAGCCGUUGCAGCCACAACAACAACAACAACAACAACAACAAAACUAUCGUCACUCUUAUAAUCCUUUUCAACCACAACAACAACAACAACAACAACCACCACAACCUCUGCAACGACCACAACAACAACAACAACAAUCACCAUCGGCUCCAAUUGACGAGUUUGAUCUUUUCUUGGCAAACAGACAAAAACAGUUGUCACCCCAACAACAACAAACUCCAUUACAGCCACAACAACAAUAUCAAAACUUCACAUCUCUUCCACAAACCGCAAAAUCAAAUCCAUUUGCACAACCACCUCAACAACAACAACAACAACAACAACAACAACCAUCGGCACCAUUAGUAUUGUCUCCUUUAACUGCUCAAUCUACACCACAACCAAAGUCCAAUCCAUUCAGUCCAUCCUAUCCAAAUUAUAAUAUUGGAAUGAACAAUGGUAUGGGUAAUGGUAUGAACAAUGGUAUGAGUAAUGGAAUGAACAAUGGAAUGAGCAAUGGAAUGAAUAAUAGCAAUUUUUCUACUCCUCUUCAACCACAACAACAACCACAAGGAAAUCCAUUUGCGUCAUUGCAAUAUCAACAACCACAAUUCCAUGGUUCUUAUGGUAUGAAUAGUAAUGGAAUGAAUAGUAAUGGAAUGAAUAAUGGUAUGAAUAAUAGUAUGAAUAAUGGAAUGAAUAAUGGUAAUAUGUUUGGUGGAUCACCUUAUGGACAAACAAGCCCAUAUUCCAACUUUACACAAUAUAACCAAACUCUUCAACCCCAAAGAGUCAAUGGUACUCAAAUGAAUAAUAAUUUAAUAUGA